Hyaloscypha bicolor E is the source of this 1787-nucleotide messenger RNA. RefSeq names its product putative polyamine transporter 4. The record is from RefSeq and is a predicted model, not a curated record. NCBI's taxonomy places the organism in Eukaryota, Fungi, Ascomycota, Leotiomycetes, Helotiales, Hyaloscyphaceae. Gene Ontology annotation, biological process: spermidine transport; spermine transport; transmembrane transport. Gene Ontology annotation, cellular component: membrane. The coding region runs from base 14 to 1555 and encodes 513 amino acids. The transcript has 5 exons. Gene Ontology annotation, molecular function: spermidine transmembrane transporter activity; spermine transmembrane transporter activity.
CUACCCCCCUCCCAUGAUGGCGUCGGAUAUUGCAUUCGAUAAGGAAACAAAACCGAGUCAUGACAUUCAAGCUCCCUCUGACAGAAACUCAACCUCACUCGACAUAGCAGAGAAACUUGGAGAUCCCGAUUCACCUGAUGGAGAUCCCGAUCUUGAGACUGGACUUCCCCAGGAACUAGUUUGGGACUCUCCAGAGGAUCCAGGGAACGCACGAAAUUGGUCAACUAUCAAAAAAGUCUUUCAUACAGCAAUACCAGCGUUGUAUGGUUUUGUGAUCACAGUUGGCUCAUCCGUAUAUACACCAGCAAUCCCAAUCAUAAUGGCUAAGUACCAUGUGACUAGAGAGGUUGCCAUUCUUCCUCUAUCUUUAUAUGUUCUCGGCUUUACCAUCGGUCCCAUUAUCGCAGCUCCUCUGUCCGAACUCUAUGGUCGUCGGGCUGUUUACUGGUCCACAAUGCCCAUCCUCCUCACAUUCACAGCGAUAGCGGGAGCAGCAAACAGUGUUACUCUUCUAAUAGUCAUGCGUUUCUUUGCUGCCAUGGGCGGUUCUGGAGCGCUGGCCGUGGGAGCUGGAACAAUCUCCGACCUAUGGACUCACGAGAGCCAGGGUAAAGCUUCAUUAUUCUUCGUCAUGUCUCCUUUCCUAGGCCCAGCCCUGGGUCCCCUCACAGGCGCAUACAUUAUCAGCGAAUAUGACAAUGAUUGGAGAUGGUCGAUGUGGGUGAUCAUGAUCGUUGCUACCCCGAUCGCCUUGGCUGCAUUGUUUAUGCAGGAGACUUCACCGAAGCGGAUUCUGUACCUCAGGCAGAAGAAGCUUGGAAUCAAAGCUCCGCAUCAAACUGGCGACACUCGAAUACUUUUACGGAAGCUUCGACAAGCAUUUUUCAGACCGCUGCAUAUGAUGUUGAUCGAGCCUCUUGUUGCCUACCUAAGCAUUUACACCGGCUUCGCAUUUGCAAUGAUAUUCAGUUUCUUCGGCUCUUACAACUACGUCUUUCAAUCCGUCUACCACUUCAACCAGAAGGAAAUCGGUCUUACAUUCAUCGGUAUUCUGAUUGGGUUCAUCUUCGCUAUAUUAUCAUUCGGGAUCUUCGACGCAACACUCUACCGACGAGCGUCAAUCAAAGCAAAUGGGAGACCAGCACCUGAACACCGCCUCUAUGCUGCGAUGCUUGGGAGUUUCAUGUUGCCAAUCGGUCUAUUCUGGUUUGCGUGGGCGCCAAACAAAGACGUGCACUGGAUCGUGCCAGUUCUGGCUGGUGUUCCCUUUGGCUGGGGAUGUUUAGGAAUCUUCAUAUCAGCAACAACCUACCUCGUCAACGUCUACCAAUCCGAAAAUGGUGCCUCAGCCGUAGCAGCCAACGGCAUCCUGCGCUACGGCUUCGGCGCCGCGUUCCCGCUCUUCACGAUACAGAUGUACCAAGCGAUGGGUGUGCAUUGGGCGGGAAGCGUGUUUGCUUUUGUGAGCGUCGUGUUGAUGCCGGUUCCGUGGGUCUUCUUUUGGAAGGGGAAGGUAUUAAGGGCGAAGAGUUAUUAUGAUACUAUUAGGGACUAGGAGGGAAGGUGGAACCAGUGAAGGUGAAAAUAGUGGGUUCUGCUGCAUUUGUUAGAUGGAGUUAAUUCGGGUAUCAUUUUGGGAAAUGGAUGUUGAGGGCGGCUGACGACGAGCAUAGGCGCUUGGGAGUUUUACUUGAGUAGUGUAUAUAUGGUUACGGUUAUGGCCUAACAGUUGAUUGUCUAUCGUGAGAGGCCUGUGUCUCCGUUGUCAACACCCUCUUGACUAUUGC